Cetraspora pellucida is the source of this 582-nucleotide messenger RNA. The record is from the annotation of a GenBank genome assembly. Lineage: Eukaryota; Fungi; Glomeromycota; Glomeromycetes; Diversisporales; Gigasporaceae.
AUGGCUAAGCAAACUGCUUCCCAAACUGUUGAACCAGUUAAACAGCCAAGAGGUCCAUCAUCUUUAUUACAAACAGAAGAAGGUAUAAGAAAUUAUCACUUAUCACAAUUCUUAAAUAAUUUAGGUAUAUUUAGUACAGAAGAUUUAGAAAGAAAUUAUCCUAUAAAACCUUUUCAAAGAUUUUACUCACAGCAAAGCAAUGUUUUUGCUAGAAUUAAUAGAGUAGAAGAGGAAAUAAAUGAAACUUGUAAUACAAUUGAUGAGCCAUCUGAUUUUGCUAUAAAGAGAAAUUCCAAACAUAUUACCAAUUUAUUAGGAUGGUAUACAGAUGUGUCAGUUAUUCUGAAAGAUAAAGAAAACAAGACUGUCAUAAUUAUUAAAAAUUUUGUUUGUAUUGAUAAUGGUGAACCUGAACUAAUGCUAUUUUUAGCUCCAGUAGCUAAGAAUCUGCCAAAAGAAGAGCAGAAGAUAGUUCCUCAGAAAUCUUCUUUGAAUAAUUCAGCCCAAAUUUCCUUUAGCCUGACUAGUAAAGUUCUUGCAGAAAGAUGUUCUCAACUUACUAAGACAAAGAUGAAAGAAUAG